CUGCUAAAAAGAUAAACAGACCCGUGUGUGUGGAUGGAAGUGAUGGAAAGAUAGAGAUUUAACUUUCGUCGAUGUGAGUUGAUGAGUUCAUCAUGGGGCGCUCUUCAAAAGACAAGAGAGAUAUCUAUUAUCGAUUGGCCAAGGAAGAAGGCUGGCGAGCUCGUAGCGCUUUCAAACUGCUUCAGAUCAACGAGGAAUUCAACAUUUUUAGAGGUGUUAGCAAAGCAGUGGAUCUGUGCGCUGCUCCUGGUAGUUGGAGUCAAGUCCUGAGUAGAAAACUCAGACAGAGUGAUGCGGACAAGGCAAAGGUCAAGAUUGUAGCAGUUGACCUUCAGGCCAUGGCUCCUCUACCAGGGGUCAUUCAGCUGCAGGGGGAUAUAACAAAGGAGUCAACAGCUAAUGAGAUCAUUAGUCAGUUUGAAGGAGAACAGGCUGACUUAGUAGUGUGUGACGGGGCACCAGACGUAACAGGACUUCAUGACAUCGAUGAAUAUAUACAAGCACAGCUGCUUCUCGCUGCGCUUAAUAUCACCACUCAUGUCUUGAAGACGGGAGGAACUUUUGUUGCAAAGAUAUUUCGUGGCAAAGACGUCACUCUCCUCUACUCACAACUGAAGAUCUUCUUCCCGAAUGUGACGGUCGCCAAGCCGAGAAGUAGCAGAAACUCAAGUAUAGAGGCGUUUAUUGUUUGCCAGGGCUAUGCUCCGCCGGCUGGCUACAAACCCAACAUGUCUAAUCCACUACUCGAUCAACGUUAUAAUGUAGAUUUCAACAGCCUAGAGGGACCAAACAGAGUUAUUGUUCCGUUCUUAGCGUGUGGUGACCUCAGCGCCUACGACUCGGACAAAACCUAUCCACUAGAGCUUGAACCGGGUGCAGGUUACUCCUAUCAUCCUCCGACGCAAUCACCGAUAGAUCCACCCUACAAGACCGCCUGCUACCUCAAGAAAACUGACAUGCUGUCCAAACCGGAUGUAGCCGGUUCAAACCAAUCCACACCAGUAGCAGCAGCAACCAGUUCCAGCCAGUCAGAACUAGAUGAAAAGUUGAGUGUGUCCAGUGUGGAUGACACAAGUACCAGGCAGUCAGAGAUAGACAUUCAAGCAAGUACGACGUAGUCGAUGUAUGCUUGAAUUGUGUACAGCUGGUUCAAACUGGUUGGAGCUGGAAACUGCAAGUUUUAGUGCCCUCCCCCCACACCCUUGGAAGUCUUAUGGAAGCCUGUGAUGUUUCGUUAAAGGCACUGGACAUUAUUGGUAAUUACUCAAAAUAAUUGCUAGCAUAAAAACUAACGAGGUACUCACAAUGAAGAGCUGUGGAUAGUAUAAAACAUUGUGAGAAAAGGCUCAAAUAAUUUUUGAUAAAGUGUUAAUUUCUCUCUCAAGUAUUAAAAGACUUCAGGCCUGAACCCUUUUGUAGGCGACUGGAGAGCACUUAAA
Messenger RNA from Asterias rubens (European starfish), 1439 nucleotides. Its product is annotated as putative tRNA (cytidine(32)/guanosine(34)-2'-O)-methyltransferase. Gene Ontology annotation, molecular function: tRNA methyltransferase activity. The record is from RefSeq and is a predicted model, not a curated record. Lineage: Eukaryota; Metazoa; Echinodermata; Asteroidea; Forcipulatida; Asteriidae. Bases 93 to 1118 code for a protein of 341 amino acids. Gene Ontology annotation, biological process: tRNA methylation; cytoplasmic translation. Gene Ontology annotation, cellular component: cytoplasm. The transcript has 10 exons.